This is a messenger RNA of Pedinophyceae sp. YPF-701, 1572 nucleotides long. Lineage: Eukaryota; Viridiplantae; Chlorophyta; Pedinophyceae. The record is from the annotation of a GenBank genome assembly.
AUGUGGGGUGUCGUGAUCGUGCUAACCAUCCAGCUCGCCCUCUACGGAGCUCAAGCUGCGCGCGUAUCCUCCGACUUCCACACGCUCCUCUCGGACCGCCGUGAUGACGCGUCGCCCGGGAACAGCGGCGUACGGGACUGGAACCUCCGCAUGAGCCCCCAGCACUACUCUCCCGAGCUGUUCGACGCGGGACCCGUGACGUCGCUGCCCGGGUGGGACCAGCCCGAGCUGCCCUCGCAGCACUACGCCGGCUACGUCACCGUGAACGAAGAAGGCGGCCGCAACCUCUUCUUCUACCUUGCAACGGCAGAGCCGCAGGCGGGCGACAACCCCCCGCUGAUCCUGUGGCUCAACGGCGGGCCCGGGUGCUCCUCGUUCGACGGCUUCGUGUACGAGCACGGCCCGUUCUCCUUCUCCCGCGCGUCCGGCGACGCCAGCGCCAUCCAGCUGACGUCCAACCCCUUCUCCUGGACCAAGGCCGGGCACGUGGUCUACGUGGACAGCCCCGCGGGCGUCGGGUUCAGCUACGGCGACCCGUUCGACCUCGCCACGGGCGACGAGCGCACGUCGGACGACAUGGCCGUGAUGGUCCGCAUGCUGGUCGACCUGUUCGGGCUCGACGAGGUGCCCGUGUACAUCACGGGCGAGAGCUACGCGGGGAUCUACGUCCCCACGAUCACCACCAAGGUCGCGCGGGGCAACGCGCAGGGGCAGCUGCCGAUCGUGCGCCUCGAAGGCUAUGCCGUCGGGAACGGGUGCACCGACCCCGUGUACGACGGGAACGCCUACGUGCCCUUCGCGGCGGGCAUGUCGCUGAUCCCGCAGAGACUGUACGACGUCGCGUUCACGGCGUGCGGCGGCGGGAGCUUCUGGAACUACACCGCGAACCCGAACCCGGAGUGCCAGGCGUCGAUGGCGCACAUCCACGCCCUGGUGUCGCAACUCAACAUGUACGACAUCCUGAACAAGUGCUGGCGCCCCGGGCCGCAGAGCCACGCCGCGGCGCUCGCGGACGCCAUCGCUGCGCACGGGCCCACGUGGCCGCUGCGGCCCGUGCUGCGCAACGGCCAGCGCGUGCCGUCGUGGGCGAGCCUCCUCCGCGACGAGGGCCUCGGGCUCAACCCGCCGUGCAUCCGCACGGCCAUGGCGGACGACUGGCUGAACAGCGAGGCCGUGCGGGCGGCCAUCCACGCGCGCCCGGCGUCGGAGAUCGGGAAGUGGACGGUGUGCGCGGACAGCAUUGACUACACGCACGACAUGGGCAGCAUGCUGCAGUACCACGCGGAGCUGAUCACGCAGCACAAGCUGCGGUCGCUGAUCUACAGCGGGGACCACGACAUGGCUGUGCCGCACACGGGGUCGGAGCAGUGGACGCGGUGGAUGGGCGAGCAGCUGGGCGUGGUGGAGCCGUGGCGGGCGUGGGAGGUCGGCGGGCAGGUCGCGGGGUACGUCGCGCGGUACAGCGGGCUCACGUACUGCACCGUGAAGGGCGCCGGGCACAUGGUGCCGCAGAGCAACCCCGAGGAGGCACUGGAGAUGAUCCGCCGCUUCGUGCAGGACAAGCCCCUGUGA